Messenger RNA from Rhodofomes roseus, 2040 nucleotides. RefSeq names its product general substrate transporter. The record is from RefSeq and is a predicted model, not a curated record. Gene Ontology annotation, biological process: transmembrane transport; carbohydrate transport. The transcript is spliced from 20 exons. Gene Ontology annotation, molecular function: carbohydrate:proton symporter activity. The coding region runs from base 134 to 1714 and encodes 526 amino acids. NCBI's taxonomy places the organism in Eukaryota, Fungi, Basidiomycota, Agaricomycetes, Polyporales, Fomitopsidaceae. Gene Ontology annotation, cellular component: membrane.
CGCUGGCCGGCCGGACAUCUCCAGCCACGCCGGCUCGCGCACCGUCGCCUCGCGAGCGACAUCGCAUUCGCCAGUGAUCCCUCCUGGCCCCGUCCACCACCCGCCUCUCGUCCCCGCCAACAUCAGAUGCAUCAUGGACGCGACCGCCUCCCCCUCGCGACGCAAGCUCGUCGGCCAGCCUCUCCUCUAUGCCAUCUCCGUCUUCGCCAGUCUCGGCGUCUUCUUGUUUGGCUAUGAUCAAGGCGUCAUGUCUGGGGUCAUCACAGGGCCCCAUUUCCGCAAAUUCUUCAACAACCCCGGCCCCGUUGAGGUCGGCACGAUGGUCGCCGUCCUUGAGAUCGGCGCAUUCAUCACGUCUGUCGCGGCUGGUCGCGUUGGAGAUCUCGUCGGUCGGCGGGGGACCCUCUUAAUCGGUGCUCUGGUAUUCGCCGUCGGAGGCGCCGUUCAGACCUUCACUCCAGGCUUUUGGGUCAUGGUCGUGGGUCGUGUCAUUGCCGGCUUCGGCGUUGGUUUGCUAUCAACGAUUGUACCUAUAUACCAGAGUGAAAUAUCGCCGCCGAGCCAUAGAGGGGCACUGGCUUGCAUGGAAUUCACUGGGAACAUCUUCGGCUACGCUUCUUCAGUCUGGAUCGACUACUUCUGCUCGUUCAUUGAUUCUGACAUGGCCUGGCGUAUCCCGUUGUUCAUCCAAUGCGUGAUCGGGGUUCUGCUUGCAGCUGGUACUGCCUUCAUGCCGGAGAGUCCUCGAUGGCUUAUCGAUACUGACCAGGAUGACGAAGGGUUGCAAGUGCUGGUCGACCUGCACGGUGGCGACCCUCACGAUGAGAUUGCUAACGCCGAGUAUCAAGAAAUCAAAGAGCGAGUCAUGAUCGAGCGCGAGAGUGGAGAGGCCCGGUCUUACAGCGUGAUGUGGCAGAAAUACAAGCGCCGUGUCCUGCUUGCUAUGUCUUCGCAGGCGUUCGCACAACUCAAUGGAAUCAAUGUGAUCUCGUACUACGCUCCUCGUGUGUUUGCAGAGGCGGGAUGGGUAGGCCGUGAUGCCAUUCUCAUGACUGGAAUCAACGCAAUUAUCUACCUUCUCAGCACUCUGCCAACGUGGGUACUGGUUGACCGCCUGGGUCGUCGUCCCAUUCUGCUUUCUGGUGCCGUUGUGAUGGCCGUCGCACUUGGUCUUACUGGCUGGUGGAUGUACAUCGACGUACCGGAGACGCCUAACGCCGUCGUCAUCUGUGUUAUCAUCUUUAACGCUGCGUUCGGUUUCAGUUGGGGUCCCAUCCCAUGGCUCUUCCCUCCUGAGAUCAUGCCUCUCACGGUUCGCGCUAAGGGUGUUUCGAUUUCCACCGCGACGAACUGGGCUUUCAAUUUCCUUGUCGGUGAGGUGACACCGUUCUUGCAAGAGCACAUCGAGUGGCGCCUGUAUCCUAUGCACGGCUUCUUCUGUGUUUGCAGUUUUGUUGUAGUAUACUUCCUAUACCCUGAGACUAGGGGUGUGCCCCUGGAGGAGAUGGAUGCUGUGUUCGGUGAAGAGGAACUAGAAGAACGUUUGGAAGACGAGGAGUCCGAAAGAGCCUCUCUUGUAUCGAGACGUUCAUCUCGCAGCAGACGGUCUCGCCUGAGUGUGUCUCGGCCGACCCCCGAGGGCCGUGGCGUGCUCAGUCGUCUACUCAACCAGCGCAACCGCGGUAACUACCAACCGAUCGACGCUGAUGAAUAGGAACUCCCGAGGAUGGGCAAUGGGGCAGCUGAGGAGCGUCAUGAAGACAACGAGGAGUCGCAGCCGCUCACGCGGGCGGAGGACGAGGAAGCUUCAUGAUGCGUUGUUGGUGACGAUGUCGUGGUAGUGGUGACUCGUUCCUUGGCUUUUCCCGUGCUCCAUCCUCACCCAGUUCAAGUCUACUACUACUCUAUCACACAUCUAAACCGAACUUUCCUCUCGCUCCCACACACUCUACCAUCGUGCAAUAUUUAUCGUACGAACCACUAGUCGUCGAAUCUCCAUGUGCAAUGACAAAGUUGCGUCUGUCCCGAUUGCGAACGUGC